Molecule: messenger RNA, 4994 nt
Organism: Synchiropus splendidus (mandarinfish)
Lineage: Eukaryota; Metazoa; Chordata; Actinopteri; Syngnathiformes; Callionymidae
Gene: zfta
Product: zinc finger translocation associated
Exons: 5
Coding region: 764-2629 (621 amino acids)
Biological process (GO): negative regulation of DNA-templated transcription
Source: RefSeq, a predicted model, not a curated record
CUAGAAAUAUAGCUCACGUUAACAGGUUUUAACUAUUUUGGCCGCGAUGUUGUAGGGAAUAUAUAAUCUAAAACUCAGCAUUGUUUAUUUCCAUUCGUGUGAAUGUAAGUAAAUAUAAAAUAAAAAUAAGAAAAAUGAAUGUUUCAAUACAUAUAGAAAGGGCCUCGGAUUUAUUGUCGGACAAAGGAUCGCGGUCCAUUUUAAUUUCAUGAAACUGGAUCGGCUGCUUCUCGUUCUGGACGUUAUGCUACUGUCAGCGAGCGACUUCCGCCUCGGUUUUGAACACGAUUUUGGGAAGACAGUGGUAUUGAGAUUAGCGGAUUAGCGCUCUCGUCGCCUGCUGCCACUGCGCUCGCCCCACCAGGGUGGGUGUCGACGCUGCUACUGUCUCUUUAAAUUUACCCAGGAGCCCCUUAAGGAGCCCCAGGGGCCCCUAGUCCGGCUCCCCACCCUGAAGACAAGCGAGAGCCUUAAAAUACAUGACCGGAGGCCCGUACCCGGGUGCUCUUCUUCGGUUCUGGAAGCGACUGCGGCGGUUCGUCAUCGGAACCACGAGAGUGUGAUUUUUUUUUUUUUUAUGAAAAGUUAACUUGGGCUCCUGGUUAGUGACGUGAACCUAGCCGAGCCGGACAUGCUGUCAGAGAACAUGAUCCGCUCCACAGCUGCCAAACACUGACGGUAGGGAGACGAGGAGCCGCCGGGGCACCGGGAGCCGCCAGAGUCCGGCGGCAGCGAGACUGGCAGCGGCGGCAGCAGGCCGGUGAUGGAAGAGACGGACAUCGAGCCAGUGGACCUCCGGCGUGCCGAGCACACUGAGCUGCUCUCAUUCAUGAUAGGCGGGGAGGAGGAACCCACGCAGGAGGAGAGUGACCACGCAGAAGAGGAGGGUCUUGCCAAUGGUCAUGGUGAGGACGGGUCUGAAGGGCCCAGGAUCACUCCGCGACCUACUAGCUACUGGAGCAUCACCGAGGGUCCAGACCAGCCUCUGCUCCUCUCCCCAGCUCCUGGACCCUCUAGACUGAAAUCCAGGGUACACCGCGCUUCUCGCCCAGGCCUCAGUCGGAUUCCGGGCCGAGACCACCGUCGCUACUACCAUGAGUACUGGCGCAGCGAGUACCUAAUGGACUUUGACCCGCAGAGACAUGGGAUGAUCUGCAUGGUGUGUGGAAGCUCCCUAGCCACGCUGAAGCUCAGCACCAUCAAGAGACACAUCAGACAGAAGCACCCCGACUCCCUGCUGUGGAGUCCAGCGGACAAGGAGGUGAUCCGCUCUGGCUGGGAGAGCCACCUGAGCCUGGGGGGUGCUCAGAGGCAGUACGGGUCUCCUGACGCUGCUCCCACGUCACCAGAAAGGCAGGAUGAAUUCCUGGAGGCUGGUCAACACUCAGCUGACAUCCUGGAUGCCGCGCAUCAAGAGGACCAGCCCCAACAACGUUUGAGCGCCUCCCCUCAUUCGGAGGCCAGUGACGCGCCCCAGCCUCCAGCGGAGCCGCAGGACCUCUCCACACCUACAGCCAAAACACUGGAGCGAUACUUAAACGACUCGCUGCAUGCCUGGUUCCGGCAGGAGUUCCUGAUGGAGUAUGAGGUAGAGGCCAGCAGGCUGCUGUGUAUGGUCUGUGGAGACCAGCUGCCCUCACUUCAUCUGGACCACAUAAAGAGCCACGUGUUGGACAACCACCCGGACUCUCUGGUGUACAGCUCGGAGGAGAAGCAUUGUGUCCUGCAGGCCUGGGCGCAGACACACGAAGAUACGGCAAACUCGGUCAAAUCGGAUCCUGACGCCAAAGACAGCAGUGUGGAGAUCUUUUCUCAGGAGGUCGAAGCUCUCCACACCAACACUGACUCGUACCCCACGACUGAGGACACUUUCACUCAGGACACGUGUCUGAUCGGGGAGGACGGAGGAGUCGGAGCCCCCCCUUUAGCGCCGGUAUCCUUCCGACAACCCAGGAGGAGGCGUCUGCGGGGUGGGAACCCUUGGAGACUCCGCCUGGACUACAUGGUGGCGUACGGACCGCCGAGCCGCGGGACCUUCUGUAUGGUUUGUUCUCAGGUGCUGCCACAGACCAAAGUCAGCAGUUUCCGCAGACACAUCCAAGAGUGCCACCCCGACACCACCACGCUGAGCCGACAGGAGAGGGAAGCCAUGGCUGCGGCCUGGACCAAAGACUAUUCCACUGAGGACACAUCGCUGAAUCAGGAAGAAAUCAGUGCAGCAGCUGUCCUAAAUUCCACGGGAGACACGAAUGAGGACGACUCCUCCGAGAGCGCAGCGGUGAAGAGGGAGGAGGGGGCUGGCGGAGGGAGGGGCCGACCCCGGGACACGCCCUCCCGCCACAGCCACUAUCCCGGGAAGGACCAGCGCAGGAACUAUCAGGUGCGCUGGCGGAUGGAGUACCUGAUGGAGUACGACAGCCAGAGACACGGCCUCCUCUGCAUGGUGUGCGGAGCGGCGCUGGUCACUCUGAAGGUCAGCACCAUCAAGAGGCACAUCCAGCAGGUGCACCCGCACUCGCUAAGCUACAGCGACGAGCUCAAGCAGCAGGUCAUCAACACAGCACCACAGUUCUUCCACAACAAAGGGCUGAGCGAGAUGCAGCCUGCUGCAGCGAACGAUGGCACUUAGAGAUCCUCCCGCCGGCCGUCUGAGCACACGAUCAGAAACAGCCGCCCGCGGUGCGCCAAAAUGUCUUUCCAAAUCUGAAGUCCAAAUGUGAUGAGCCAUUUCUAGGCUUUGGAUUUUCAAAUCUGGAAUAUCUGAACGAUUGAUAUUAUCGUGGGCAAAGGUGAUAAAACAUUCAGCCAAAGUGCAGAUGAAUCAGCAAUUCCAAUUCAUGAACCGCUGGCGAUAACAUGAGUCAGCAGGUUUCUUAGCUAAACCGUGUCAUAGUUCAUGACUGCUCAUUACUGGGGCAUAAGUCAGUGCUGAGGGUUAAGGAAGCCAUUUUUUCAUUUGAGUUCAAUAUUUGUAGCAUUUUUUUUUUAUUUCCUCGGCUGGGAUUACUGAUGUUAACAGCCUGGUUAGUGUCAAUCCAAGGUAACAUGCGCUGUGCGACCACAUAUCCGAACUAUUAAGUCUGAAGUUGUUUCAGAACAGAUGACAAAAAUACAUUUUCAUCAUUGUCUUUCCUAAAGCUUGAGUGAAUACAGACUGUUGUCACCAAGUUCAUCAUAUUCAUAUUUAUUGUUUAUUUGACUUCACAUUGCUGUUGUCACAGUGGUGGGUAGUUCCAGCACUAAAAAUAGUCCAGUAGCACUUGCAUGAUGAUAAAAACAACUGGUGUGAGGAUUUGAAAGAAGAUCAUUCAACAACACUUUAUAUGUGUAUAAUUCAGCCUGAGAACCAGAUUGAAUGAUAUCCUUUCUUUCUACGUAUAAAAUGACAAGGUGCUCAGCCAAUCGUUCAUAUGUCGCAACGUAAUGGUCUGAUUUUAAAUCAGAUUUAAAGACCAAACAAAGUUUCAUGCUCGCUCUCGUCUCGUCGUUUGAGGGCAGAUGUCGUGUGGUGUAAAGGUGCAAAGCGCAGCAGUUUGGGUCCUGCUUCUGAUCGGUGCUCUGGUCCAGCGCUCUCAGGAAGGUGAAUCUCAGAGGUCUUCAGUGACAAUCCUGCACUUUGCCACAAGUUUCCCAGCCGGGAGACAUUUAGACUUUAAAAUGCUGAAGACAAUGAAAGAGGGGCGAGUGACAGCAAACCGCCAACGACUUUUCAAUUUUCUUGUUUACAUUUUUACGACAAGCUCUUACUCAUCCUCUCCCACAACGAAGACUGUCCUCCAUCUUCACUCACCCAGGAGACGUACCGCACAAAGACCUGUAAAUAUGUGAUGGACUUCAACAAUUACUCCGUUUUGCAAGCACUUUGAUGAAUUCUGGUUUCUACAAUUUGUGUUUGUAAUGAACUUUUCUACUUGGCAGAGGAACUCAUCAGACGUUCAAGUUAACUUCUGCUGUGUCAUGAAAAAAGAUGCCGAUUUUACCGCUCACUCAGAAGAUGUAACUCAGGGAUUCAGUUUUCAUCGGAAGGCAAAAUGUCUAUAACGUGGGAGGAAAUUGGAAGGUGCUGCAUCCUUGUUAGAUUUGGCUGUAAGAAAUGAUCUUGAGUUGUGAUUUUGAGAGUGAAGUUGUGAUUCUGGGGAAAGAAGAAAACUCUGAACCAAAAAUGAUGUGAGAAGUAUAUAUUUAAAGCUAAAAGAGAACAUUAAAUGUUGUUAUAUUUAGUCAAGUUGUAGAGUUACAAAAAUGUGUCUGAACUUCUCUUAUUUAUUUUCUUGUUUCUCAGCAGCUCAAACGCAAAAUUACUGAAGUCAGGAGUUUUAUUUUUAAAUUCAAAUGAUGGCAAUAUAUUUUUUAUUCAUCCAGGUGAAUAAACAGAGAAUGUGUGACAAAGAACCACAGUCUCACUCUUAUUUUUGUCCUAAAAUGACUAAAUAAAAUAAAGCUUAGGAAAGUCUUCCCUCAAAAUCACAACACUUAUUCUCCAGCCUCGUGUUUAGAUCCCACCCUAAAUGUUUGGUUGUAUAAGGUUUCCCUAAUAUAUAUUAUAUUUAAUUGUCACUUGUUCAAAGAAAUGCUGUCUUGUUUUGUGUUUUAUUUCCCCACUCAUUGGUCCUCAAAACUAAGAAGUGGCAGGAGUGAAAAUGUGAGCAUCAUCCACCGGUGGGCUCCAGGAGUCCUGAGCACUUAUUUAAAAUGAAGGACAGCGAUGAUGAGAAGUGUGUUUGUUUGUUGAGUGUUUGUUGAUCUCCUUCCCACUGGUCACGUCAGACGUGUCGCAUCUUCUCCUUCAUGACCUUUGAAUAAAUACUCAACGCAACCAAUCGUCUCGUCUGACUUCUUUUACGGUUCAUUUAAAACUUGUGUUGAAGUUGAAAGCGACUAUUCCACCCACACAUUUUGGUCGGGGUUUGGUCACUGAGACAGCAGUAGAUCAGACAGACUGUGGCGGAUCACUGAGGCCUUCCCAGACCUAGUCUCUUCUGCGUCGGUCCCGG